CUGCCCGGCUGCAGGCUCGCGCGCCUCGCGCUCCUCCCCCCCCACUAUAUAUAGGGCGCGCUCCCGCGCGCGCCCCCCUCAGUCCCCUCCGCGCCCCCGCGCUGUGAGGAGCCGCCGCGGCCGCGCUCGCCGCCGCCAUGGGGAGGAAAUCGAGCAAAGCCAAGGAGAAGAAGCAAAAGCGCCUGGAGGAGCGAGCGGCCAUGGACGCUGUCUGCGCCAAGGUGGAAGCCGCCAACAAACUUGAAGAUCCCCUCGAAGCUUUCCCGGUUUUCAAGAAAUACGACCGGAACGGUUUGAACGUCUCCAUCGAGUGCAAACGCGUCUCCGGGCUGGAGCCCGCCACCCUCGAGUGGGCCUUCGACCUCACCAAGGCCAACAUGCAGACGCUGUACGAGCAGAGCGAGUGGGGAUGGAAGGAGCGGGAGAAGCGUGAGGAGCUGCGGGACGACCGGGCCUGGUACCUCAUCGCCCGCGAGCCCACUGGCCCCGUCGCCUUCUCCCACUUCCGCUUCGACGUAGAGUGCGGCGAUGAGGUUCUCUACUGCUACGAGGUGCAGCUGGAGAGCAGAGUGCGGCGGCGAGGGCUGGGCAAGUUCCUCCUACAGAUCCUCCAGCUGGUGGCCAACAGCACGCAGAUGAAGAAGGUGAUGCUGACGGUGUUUAAACACAACCACGGCGCCUACCAGUUCUUCCGAGAAGCGCUCCAGUUCGAGGUGGACGCCGCCUCCCCCAGCGUCUCCGGCUGCUGCGGGGACGAUUCCUCCUACGAGAUCCUCAGCCGCCGGACCAAGUUCGGGGAGAGCCACCCCCUCCCCCACCCCGGGGGGGGGCCCUGCGGGGGGUGCUGCCGCUGAGCCC
Molecule: messenger RNA, 858 nt
Organism: Chroicocephalus ridibundus (black-headed gull)
Lineage: Eukaryota; Metazoa; Chordata; Aves; Charadriiformes; Laridae
Gene: NAA40
Product: N-alpha-acetyltransferase 40, NatD catalytic subunit
Exons: 8
Coding region: 138-854 (238 amino acids)
Cellular component (GO): nucleus
Molecular function (GO): histone H2A acetyltransferase activity; protein N-terminal-serine acetyltransferase activity; histone H4 acetyltransferase activity
Source: RefSeq, a predicted model, not a curated record